Messenger RNA from Ruditapes philippinarum (Manila clam), 4124 nucleotides. RefSeq names its product hillarin-like. The record is from RefSeq and is a predicted model, not a curated record. NCBI's taxonomy places the organism in Eukaryota, Metazoa, Mollusca, Bivalvia, Venerida, Veneridae.
GCAACUUAUAGGCAAAAGAAGUUACAAACUCGAGAGUGUAUAAAAUAUGGCAACUAUGGCCGAGACGGAUUCGAUUGAAAGGGGCUUCCGUCGGCUCUCGUCUAUUUUUCAUCCGCCUGUUCUGGACGCCCAUAAAUGUUAUAGAUGCAAGGAUGCAGUCUAUCAUGCUGAAAGAAUGGGACCCGUCCACGAGGUCAUGUACCACAAACAUUGUUUUAAAUGUGUUGUCUGCGACCAGCAUUUGACAAUGAAAAAUUAUUUUACUAGUCAGGUAGACCCUAAUGACAGGGAUCUUUAUUGUUCGAAUCAUUAUCCGCGAGUAGGCGCGGCUAAAUACGGCCAGAGUGCCAUUGGUAUUCGGGGACCCGUGAAAGCUCAGGAAAACUUCAGAAAAAUGAGCAAGAAAUUAGACAAUCAAGUCCGAAAACCAGGAACUGUUCGUAUACCAUCUUACGAUGCUCAGGCAAUAGCUAUCAAAAGGAUUUUAACAUCGCCAAAGGCACAGGAAUACACUGCAGCUGUGAAUGCACAGGCUCAAAAAGUGAGUUUGCCCCCUGACGCAAUGGGUAUCAAACAACCAAUUGCAGCCCAAAAACUCAGUAAAACAACACAGCAAAAUCAUGCAGGACAUAUGUACCAACCAAAGUACAAAAAGAAACUAGCGGAGGCACAGGUUCAACUUGAACAAGUUCAUCGUGAGGAGGAAGACAUAUUGUUGAAGAAUUUCCAGAUAGAGAGGGAAAAGGAGAAAAAGAAACUGUCAGACGAGAUGAGUAAAGAAUGGGAAGUGAGGCUAAAGGAACUGACAAACAUGUUUGAAAGAGAUAUGUCAAAGAAAAAGAAGAAGAUGGAUGAUAGAGAUAAAAAGAUAAUGACUGUACAAUUUGAGAACCAGAAGAAGGAGUUGGAGAAAACACUCACUGUCAAGAAAGAGAAGAAGAAGGAAAGCAUGACAUUGAGACUAAAACAGAAGGAACAAAGUAUGACGUCAUCCCUUGUGACAAAACAAAGCGAGCAAAUGUUGGACCUUUUGGCACAAAAGAAAGAAGAAUUAAGGAGAGAUCUAGAAAAGGAAUUAGAAGCCCAAGUAUGAUAUUAACUCCUUUGCUUUGGAAAAGAGUUUUUCUUAUAAUCAUUUAAAUGUCAAUGAAAGUUAAAGCACUGUUAGCACUUAGGCUUGAUAAUACGGUCCAUUUAUUAAGGGAUUGGCUCUUGAGCAGUGCAUGCGCUACCCAAGGUUCAAUAAAGAAUCUACAUGUCAGUUAUUUAAAGCUUUGACCUUAAACUUGUGAUGUUCCUAUUCCAUGUAACAUAAUCAUUAAAUCUUUUAUAAAGGACUACCCAGGGAUUUUCAUUGUGUUUCAUUAAAAACUCUCAAGUGGAUAAAAAGUACAAAUUUAUAUUUGUUAUAUAGAUUUUUCUAGUUUUGCCAGAAGCCUCUGGCAGUUAUCUAAAUAACCAGGACUGAUAAAAAACAUCAAAAUGAAUAUAUUGAAGUACUUAGCUUUUCUUAAUUCACAGACUGUAAACUUGAAGCCUGUCUAACACUCAUUCUGCUUCACCAGAUUAUAUGAUAUCAAACGUUUAUUGAAACGUAUAUUCUUAAUGAGGUAACUCUAUCAAGCAUUUUGACGGAAUUAUGCCCCUUUUCAAAAUAAGAAUUUAUGUUAAAGUUUUUGUAACAUCUCAUAUAUUUUCAAAGUCCAUUGACAUAUGGCUUUGAAACUUUGCACACUUGUUCACCAUCAUGACCCCAUCCUGUAGACAAGGGGAGGUAACUCUAUCAAAUAUUUUGACAGAAUUAUGCCCCUUUUUCGACUUAGAAUUUACGUUAAAGUUUUUGUAGCACCUCAAAUAUUUACAAAGUUAAUUGACAUAUGGCUUUGAAACUUUGUACAAUUGUUCACCAUAAUGCCCCCAAUGGCUUUGAAACUUUGUACAAUUGUUCACCAUAUUGCCCCCAAUCUGUAGACAAGCAUUUUUACAGAAUAAUUGCCCCUUUUUAGCUCACCUGAGCACAAAGUGCUCAAGGGUGAGCUUUUGUCAUCACUCUGCGUCCGUCGUGCGUCUGUGCGUCGUGCGUCCUUCAAAAAAUGGCGUCAAACUUUUCAAACAACAUCUCCUAAACCACAUGGCCAAUUGCAACCAAACUUUACAGAAAUGAUCCUUGGGUGGUCCCCUUUCAAAGCUGUUCAAAUGUUGCAUAUGUAGGUCAUAGGGCCAGAAAAGGAUUUCAAAAAACACAAAAUUAAAAAAUCUUCUUGUCUGAAAGUACAUGGGCCAGAGCUUUGAUUUUUAGCUCACCUGUCACAAAGUGACAGGGUGAGCUUUUGUGAUCGCUUUUCGUCCAGCGUCCGUCCGUCCGUCCGUAAACUUUUACUUUAAAUGACAUCUCCUCAUAAACCACUAAGCCAAUUUCAUCCAAACUUCACAGGAAUGUUCCUUUGGUGGUCACCUUUAAAAAUUGUUCAAAGAAUUUAAUUCCAUGCAGAACUCUGGUUGCCAUGGCAACCGAAAGAAAAAACUUUAAAUAUCUUCUUUUAAAAAACCGUAAGAGCUAGAGCUUAGAUAUUUGGCAUGAAACAUGUUCUAAUGAGUUUCUACCAAGUUUGUUCAAAUAAAAGCCCCGGGUCAAAAUUGGCCCCGCCCCAGGGGGUCAUUGAUUUUCCCUAUAUGCAUAUAGUAAAAACCUAAAAAAUCUUCUUUUAAAGAACCCAAAGAGCUAGAGCUAAGAUCUUUAGCAUGAAACAUGUUCUAAUGAGUGUCUACCAAGUUUGUUCAAAUAAAAGCCCCGGGGUCAAAAUUGGCCCCGCCCCAGGGGGUCAUUGAUUUUCCCUUUAUGCAUAUAGUAAAAACUUAAAAAAUCUUCUUUUAAAGAAAUCAAAGAGCUAGAGCUAAGAUAUUUAGUAUGAAACAUCUUCUAGUGAGUGUCUACAAAGUUUGUUCAAAUAAAAGCCCUGGGGUCAAAAUUGGCCCCGCCCCGGGGGUCAUUGAUUUUUCUUACAUCUGUAUAGCAAAAACUUAAAAAUCAUCUUUGAAAAAACCCAAAUAGCUAGAGUUUAGAUAUUAAGCAUGAAACAUCUUCUAGUAAGUGUCUACAAAGUUUGUUCAAAUGAAAGCCCUGGGGUCAAAAUUGGCCCCGCCCCAGUGGUGUUAUUUAUUAACUAUUAACUAUAUGUGUAUAGUAAAAACUUUAAAAAAACUGCUUUUAAGAAACCCAAUGAGCUAGAGCUUAGAUGUUUAGCAUGAAACAGCUUCUUAUGGGUGUCUACCAAGUUUGUUCAAAUAAAAGCCCUUGGGUUAAAAUUGGCCCUGCCAAGGGGGGGGGGCUAUAUAUAGGUGAUCGACUUCAGGGCCAUCAUGGCCCUCUUGUUGGUAUAUGGUAUCAUCUAUGGGUCCUCUACCAAAGUUGUUCAAAUUUUGUCCCUAGUGUCAAAAUUGGCCCCGCCCCGGGGGGUCAUAGGUUUUUCCUUAUAUGUAUAUAGUAAAAUCUAAAAAAAUCUUCUUCUCUGAUUUGGCAAAGGCUACAGAUUAGAUAUUUGGCAUGAAACAUUGUGUAGUAGACCUCUAUCAAGAUUGUUCAAAUAAUGGCCCUAGGGUCAAAAUUGGCCCCGCCCCGGGGGGUCAUUGAUUUUCAUUACAUACAUAUAGUGAAAACUUGAAAAAUCUUCUGGUCUGAAAGUAAAUGGCCUAGAGCUUUGAUUUUUGGUAUAUGGUAUCAUCUAUGGGUCCUCUACCAAAGUUGUUCAAAUUUUGUCCCUAGUGUCAAAAUUGGCCCCGCCCCGGGGGGUCAUAGGUUUUUCCUUAUAUGUAUAUAGUAAAAUCUAAAAAAAUCUUCUUCUCUGAUUUGGCAAAGGCUACAGAUUAGAUAUUUGGCAUGAAACAUUGUGUAGUAGACCUCUAUCAAGAUUGUUCAAAUAAUGGCCCUAGGGUCAAAAUUGGCCCCGCCCCGGGGGGUCAUUGAUUUUCAUUACAUACAUAUAGUGAAAACUUGAAAAAUCUUCUGGUCUGAAAGUAAAUGGCCUAGAGCUUUGAUAUAUUUGGUCUAUGGUAUCAUCUGAAGGUCCAAUACCAAAGUUGUACAAAUUUUGUUCCUAGUGUCAAAAUUGGCCCCGCCCCGGGGG